Arthroderma uncinatum is the source of this 3333-nucleotide messenger RNA. Its product is annotated as choline kinase. Gene Ontology annotation, biological process: phosphatidylcholine biosynthetic process; phosphatidylethanolamine biosynthetic process. The transcript has 6 exons. The record is from RefSeq and is a predicted model, not a curated record. NCBI's taxonomy places the organism in Eukaryota, Fungi, Ascomycota, Eurotiomycetes, Onygenales, Arthrodermataceae. Gene Ontology annotation, cellular component: cytoplasm. Bases 1 to 3333 code for a protein of 1110 amino acids. Gene Ontology annotation, molecular function: ethanolamine kinase activity; choline kinase activity; hydrolase activity.
AUGAACGAUUCAACGCGUUCACCACCACAGAAAAACCUCACUCUCAAUACUAAAGAUGUAGAGCCUACAUCUACACCACCAGUAACUACCAACAAGCAACCCGUAACUCGGCAAGAAGGGGACCAGCAGCCGGGUUCUGGAACCGAUACCCCAGGAGGUCGAAAGACAUUCCGCUCUGGGAAGAAAGGGGUCUCUGCACGACCUAGUAUACCAAAGUCAUCCUCUGCAUCCCUGAAAUCAGUGUCGAGCCAAAUCUCCAACUUGAGCCUGGAUCGGAGUACCAGUGAUCUGAAUGCGAAUAGCAACGCCAACAACGUCUCUGCAAUAUCAACAACAUCCACGCCCGCGGCAGAGGAAGACCAGCUAUCCUCAUCCAUUUCAUCGUUUCCAGCAUUCCCCCCACCUACACCCGAACAACAUCCGUUUCUCUUCCGAAGUAGCACGGCAGAUGAUGUCAGUGUUCAGGCUCAAUAUCACGCUCUCCUAGGCCAGGUCCAUCAGUGGCUGUAUCAUGAGAAGUCAAAGCUAGGCCUGCCACCAGCGUCCACAUCUCGUGAAGCAAAGUCUCCUCUCCUCAUUCCACGGUCCACCUCUGCGCCCAACAAGGGGGAGCUUUUGGGUACCGAUGUUGCCACGUCGGGCGAUUCUCAGGUCCCAGAAUCAACUCUUGCUCUGGAAAAGCUAGAACGGAUUCUAUCUCAGUAUUCCGCCGAUGGGUCAUCUGGAUCAGGAACCCCGUGGAGGCGGAGACGUGGUGGUUCGUGGGGUCAGGGGAAGAGAGGUUACGGUUUGAAGGGCUUGCGACGUGGUUCGGCGUCUGAUUCCGAUUAUACGGAUACCGAACUCUCCGUUCCCAGCGCGGACGUGGUUCUCGAUAACUCAAAGACACUCCUAUACUCUGGAGGCGAAGCUGAUUCGGACGUCGACACACAAGCACUCAGUCAGAUAGAUGGAAGCAAACAGUCUUCUGGAAAGGAUAGGGAGUAUUGGCUUUAUUUCAAGUCCGAGAUCGUUCGUUUGACGCAUACACUCGGGUUUAAGGGAUGGAGAAGAGUGCCCCUUGAUGCUGGUGGAGAGGUUGAGGUCGUUCGUCUGAGCGGUGCGCUCACCAAUGCAGUAUACCUCGUUUCACCACCAAAGGACAUGUCCAAGUUUGCCCACCCUACCUCUGGUCAAAAUGUUUACAGGAAACCUCCUCCAAAACUUCUUCUUCGCAUAUAUGGGCCUCAAGUCGAGCAUCUAAUCGACAGGGAGCACGAACUGCAAGUCCUCCGCCGUCUAGGAAAGAGGAACAUUGGUCCACGCGUUCUGGGAACUUUCAAGAAUGGUCGAUUCGAACAAUAUCUACACGCUCGCACCCUUACAACCCGUGAUCUGCGCGUACCAGAGACCUCUAUCCAGAUCGCGAAACGCAUGCGAGAGCUGCAUGAGGGUAUUGAAUUGUUGCCUGAAGAGCGCGAGGCGGGUCCUGGCCUGUGGAAGAACUGGGAUAAAUGGGUGAACCGAUGCGAAAAGGUGAUUACAUGGCUCGAUAACGAGAUUCUCGCAGACCAUAAUGAGGGGAAGGCGAUGAAGGAGCCGUGGAGACAGCGUGGGUUUGUCUGCGGUGUUCCCUGGGCAACUUUCCGGAGUAUGGUUGAUAGUUAUCGCCAGUGGCUCGCUGCAAGCUUUGGAGGAGUGGAGGAGAUUACCCGUCGGUUGAUUUUUGCUCAUAAUGAUACGCAAUAUGGCAAUCUUCUUCGCCUCGAGCCGAGUGGAGAGUCACCAUUGUUGCUUCCGGCAAAUGAGCAUAAGCAGCUAGUCGUGAUCGAUUUCGAGUAUGCAUCGGCUAAUAUGCGUGGAGCGGAGUUUGCCAAUCACUUUACUGAAUGGUGCUACAACUACCAUGACGAAGACCGUCCCUGGAAAUGUCACGCCAACUGGUACCCGACGCUGGAAGAGCAGAAACGCUUCAUCCGCGCCUAUCUCACCCAUCGACCCCGACUUACCUAUACCGAGACGGGCAACAAUCCCUACUCCGCCAACCACAACUUCUCUACGAGCUCCGUAUCCAGCACCAUGACCACACCCGGCCUCCGACCCACGUAUAUUGGCAGCCCGCGAGUCGCCCCCUUCAACCUCGACAACUACACUCCCGCCGUCCCAUUCUCCAUCAGCGAGGAUGAACAAGUCGACGAAGAGCUCGAGACAGAAGUCCAGAAACUCCUACACGAAGUUCGCGUCUGGCGUAUUGCCAACUCAGCGCAAUGGGUGGCAUGGGGUAUCGUUCAGGCGAAAGUGCCCGGUAUUGAAGCCGCUUUGGCAGAGACAAACCUACCAGUAGCACCGGCCCCCGGCAGCAGUGGCGAUGCCACAUCAAGCAAUGGCGAGAAUGAGGAUACAGUUACAACCCCAACACAGGAAACAGUUGACGUACAGCAGAUGCUAGCGGCUAGCGAUCAAGCGCUGCAGGAAGCUCAAGUAGACGAAGCGGCAGAUGAGUUUGACUAUCUUGCAUACGCACAGGAUCGAGCGUUGUUCUUCUGGGCCGACAUUUUGGCUAUCGGGCUGAUUAAGGAGGAGGAGCUGCCCAAGGAGAUGCUCGAGCAUAUCAAGCGCCGUAUGCUUGACCGCAACGGCGCCGAAUUUGCAGAAGAGCUCUUCGACUCAAAAUCUUCCGAGAACAAGACCCUCGCAGCGCAUUUCCCUGGCAGUCGCUGGGUAUUUCCUACAUCUAGAGAUCGGUGGAGCUCUGUUUUCAAGGAGGAUUUAGCCGCCUGGUUCGACAUAUACUCUCUAUCGAACAUCUCCGAGCAGCAAGACCUCCAGGUCGAGGGCCUAAGGGAAUCUACACUGUAUAUCCUGGAGAUUUUGAGCCGAGAAAUCGACCUUCUCGAAGGAAGAUCUGAAAGACUUGCGCUGGGCGGUAUGAGCCAGGGUAUGGCGACGGCUCUUUGGGCAUUGUUGUGCUCGCCUGGACAGGUCAAAAUGAGGAUUGGUGCUUUCGUGGGAAUGUGUGGAUGGCUUCCAUUCGCGAAUGAGAUACAGAAUAUCGAGUAUCCCAACGAGACGUUACCGAAGUUCCUCUUGGAUACAAUCCGGUGUGAAGAACAGCAUCAAGCCAGCACGGCAGAGACUGAAACCAUGCUGUCCACGCCUGUACUGCUGCUUCAUGGAGUCGAUGAUGUAUGGGUUGAUGUUGAACUAGGUCGCCAGGCACAUAGAAGCCUAGCAAAGCUGGGGAUGAAGGUGGAAUGGAAUGAGCACUCGGGAGCAGAUAACGACGGGCACUGGGUGAAGGAACCAGAAGGCUUUGAUGCCAUUGUCGACUUCUUGAAAUAUAUUUUAGCAUAA